AUGGAAAGUGCCACUGUUACGACUUCUGCCCUGAUUUGUGUGGACGGAUACACCUAUAGUCAUACUUGUGAUCUCUAUCGCAACAUCUGCUACUGUCGUGAAGGCGACCCGCGCUGUGGUGAUGAACGCUACUUUGGAGGUCAUCGUGCAGACACAGAUUCAAUAAUUCGCUAUUUCUCAGAGUGUCAAGAACUUACCACCAAGUGCAAUUGGGCAGCACAACAGCGAUACUUCAAGUACCAAUUCGUGGUCUGGCUUCAACAACUCAUUCGCUCCCCCAAUGGCGGGUCAGAUCCCCGCAAUGUGCUCUUACGUCCAAGGUCUCCACACGACUGGCUAACGCUAGAUAGUGUUGUUUCCAAAACUAUUGGGCGAAACGGCGAGAACUCCGGUCCACUUCUCAGUUUUGUCUUCUGUGAAUUGGAUGUCGACAAGAGUGGUAUGAUUGAGGAGCGAGAAUUGGCAAUGUUGACUCAAGUGGCCCUUCCAACCCUGGCAUGUCUGGAGAUUUUCCUAGGAAGUUGUAUCAGUGGACGGACAAUUAGCCGCGAUGCUUGGUUCAACUGUUUUGAAAUCGAUUAUCGUGAUACUUUGAGUUGUUCAAACUUCGUUUGA
Rodentolepis nana is the source of this 615-nucleotide messenger RNA. NCBI's taxonomy places the organism in Eukaryota, Metazoa, Platyhelminthes, Cestoda, Cyclophyllidea, Hymenolepididae. The record is from the annotation of a GenBank genome assembly.